Molecule: messenger RNA, 2971 nt
Organism: Melanaphis sacchari
Lineage: Eukaryota; Metazoa; Arthropoda; Insecta; Hemiptera; Aphididae
Product: cadherin-87A-like
Exons: 16
Coding region: 92-2464 (790 amino acids)
Biological process (GO): homophilic cell-cell adhesion
Cellular component (GO): cell-cell junction; plasma membrane
Molecular function (GO): calcium ion binding
Source: RefSeq, a predicted model, not a curated record
UCUUCGUCAAACAUUUUUUUUUAUUUUUCGUACUGCAGUCAGCAAUAAGCGUUCUAUACGAUCAGUUCGAAUCACAAUAAAAGUAAUAAUUAUGGUUGGCACUCGUUCAUCGUUAUUUUGUCUGCUCUGUACAAUCCUGAUUUUUCCCCUAAGCGAUUCAAACGGGAUAAGCAAUUUUGGCGGAAAUCAACAUCGAAAAAAUCUCCACGAACUCGGACUUAGAGCGAAUUCUGAUGGUCAAAUAGUUAGCGGCGAAGAAACAGAACAAUAUCCAUUUGAAAAAGCAUACUAUUCAUAUAAAAUACAAUCUAAUGAGUUGUUAAAAGAUGUGCGAUUAGAGCCACCAAUCGAUUAUGUAACGCCCGAAGGAUAUAGUUUGGUAUUGGAACCAAUUGUUCAUUUUUGUCAACGUGUAGAUAAGAGUAUUAUUAAGAAAUUUUCUGCAAUCGGAUCAAAGGACAAAGUGUACAUUAAUGUCGACGACGAUUUGAGAAAUAUAUCCACCAAUGAUUCAACUAUUGUAUACAAACUUAAGGCAAUAAAAAAUGUUAAUACUACGGUUGGUGGUUCUACGACUUUACUCAUCAGAAUAGUUGAAUUUCUACCCAUGUCUGACACUGUACUUGCGUUUGAAGAACCUAGUUAUUCUUUAAAGUUAGCUUAUGGUCACAAAGGUAAAGUUUUUAAAUUUAAGACCAUAAAAACCACACACAAAGCAAAAGAAAAAAACACGGAUUUGGAAUUUGAAAAACAACCGGAAAACGAUAAAUACUUUUCAAAAAACGAAUAUUCUUUUAAGGGCAAUUACAGCUUGGAAUAUGUACCUGAACAACUUUUAAUAAGACUGAGAAUUAGUGAUGACGGUGAAUUGGAGCUUUUGGGAAAUAUUGAUGAGGGAUACUAUAUUUUUGACGUCGUGGCAGUGGAUUAUAGUCCUAAUUCUACUAGCAUUUUAAAAGCUAGAUCCAAAGUCCACGUGUUUAUCGAUAACAUAGCAGUAUGUAGUUCAGGCAUAUCUAAAUUCAUCAGGGCUUUCAGUAAACACUAUAUAACCGAAGAGACUAAACUAAUAACAGUUGUUCCGGGUACUGAAUUGAGCGGUCAAUGUAUAUUUUCGAUAACACAUCAAUUUCCGUUCGGUGUGGGCGCGGACUUCUUCACCAUCGACAAGAAAACGGGCGCCGUGAACGUGAAAAAUCUCAUCGACCGGGAGGCGUACUGGUUCGAAGACAUGGAAGAACCGUCCGUGUAUCUGAGACUAAAGGUCCACUGCCCUCCGGCGGUGGACGGUCUAUCGGUCAUUCGGCCACUACACCUGUCCGACGUGGACCAAAUCGUCUACGAUCCGACUACAACAUUGGUGCAGUUAGUCAUUGUGGACAUCAAUGACAACGCGCCGGUGUUCGCCGACAAGCACAUAGUCGUCGGGUAUCCUGUGCAAGACGUGGCCAACACCAUUAUUCCCAAACACCUUCUGCAGGCCAAGGCGACAGACAAGGACGCGGGAAAACACGGAAAAAUACAAUACUCGCUGAGAGGAGAUAACGCUAAUGACUUUAUCAUAAACGCAGACACAGGAACAAUAUAUUGUAUGAGUCUGGUGAACGAUAGCACUGCGAAUAAAACAUUUGAGGUUGUAGCCAAGGACAACGAUGGCAAAUCCGACGGAUCGGAAUCUACGAUGGCUAUUACCGUGAAAUUCCUAACGUUCUCUGAAAUCGUUCGGGUAAGCGUCCAGUUCAGCUCCACCGAAGAUCCCGCAGCUGUCGAAUCACAGCUGUCUGAAAUAUCGGGUGUCAAAGUUAUGUCGCUCACCAACGACGUAAUCAACACAUUUAUGGAUGGUCAAUGGCACACUGAAAGAGUGUUGACCGUGUACGGAGUAAACAACACUGAUGGUUCGGUGGUGUCAGCGUCAGAGCUACAAAAAAAUCUAGAACAUAACGCCAAAGUAUUGGGUGUAAUGCAAUUAUACAAUACAAAUUCCGACAACGAAACAAGCACCGUGAUGUCCUUAGUAUACGCAGCAAUGUUUUUCUUAAUGUUGUCCAUGGUAGCUGUGGGUUUGCUUUAUUUUGGAUACGUUAAAAACGGCCGUUAUUUGUCAUGUAUUUCCAGUCCGUCCACGACACCGCUGAAAGACGAUAUCGAAAACAUGAGUCAGAGCAACUGGAUUACGACUUUCAACAGAACCAACCUGACGUCUAACAGAGUACGAUUCCCGGGGGAUAUUAACUCCGAGGCGGUGCCGUGUAGAUCCAAAAUCACAAAUAACGCGACUGUCGUCGUGGAAAACAGCCUGUACGAGGCUAUACCGCCCAAAGGAACCGCCGUCUUGGCCGUGAAUAAUAAUUCCUCGAUUGUUAAGCUCGAUUCUAAGGUCUCCUUUGAAGAUGACUUGAUAAAGUUAGAAAAAAUGGACGAGGUGUUUACGCCUACGGACGAAUUAUCUUUUAACUAUUGAGUUUCAACUUCUGACAGUAAAAAAAAUCACUUCAGUCGACAUUAGUUCCAGUUCGACGUUUAAUUUUUUUGUCCGGAUAUACACACUUCGUACACACAUUUCUAUAUAGCACCUACAUAUUACCUACCUAUUAUAUACGUCCUGUUAAUAUGAUAAUUGUAUAUUAUUUUUAAAACGCGUUUACAAGACCUUACAAUAUUUUUAUGUAUUUAAAUCAUUCAAAAAUCACCUUGAAUAUUGAUAAGUCCUUGCUCAAUACUGUUUUAUGUUCAAUCGGAAGCUCAUUCAAUUUUAUAGAAUAUCGAUGACGUUAAAAUCCGUUACACUUUUUUGCAAAUAGGAGUGGUAAUUUUUUUCGAUGAUAUUAAUAUGAACCUGUUAUUAAAUUCAACGAUUCGCCAAUUUCAAAAGCGCUUACCGAUCACCUUGUAACACAUUUAUAAUACCGAUGCGGAAUUUAAUUAAGAUAAUAGUCCAUUUACACAAACACUAAUAAUAUCAUUUAUU